Molecule: messenger RNA, 2661 nt
Organism: Thalassophryne amazonica
Lineage: Eukaryota; Metazoa; Chordata; Actinopteri; Batrachoidiformes; Batrachoididae
Gene: klhl40b
Product: kelch-like family member 40b
Exons: 6
Coding region: 239-2080 (613 amino acids)
Molecular function (GO): protein binding
Source: RefSeq, a predicted model, not a curated record
GUCACACACACUAUAUAUAACCACCCGGCUGGAGCAGGAGUUGAAGGGUCGGGACAGCUGAGGUAGCCGACUGUCCUCAGGCUCAGCUGGUGAGAGAUAACAGCAGACAGGCAGUGCCUGGGCCACCACUUUACAACAUACAAACUGCUACGUUUGCACUGGUUUACAAGGAAGUGCUUUUUAUUCUUUUGGUUUUCUAGCCCCAGGUAGGCUUUCCAAACUUUCCUGGCCAGGAACAAUGGCUCUGCCUGUAAAUCCAGCGGACGAACCCAGGAUGUACCAACAGACUCUGCUGCAGGAUGGCCUGUGUGACCUGCUGGAGAACAAGAAGCUCGUUGACUGUGUCCUGAAGAUCAAAGAUAAGGAGUUCCCGUGCCACCGGCUGGUCCUGUGCGCCUGCAGCUCUUACUUCCGUUCCAUUUUCCUGUCUGACCUGGAAGAGAGCAAAAAGAGGGAACUUGUCUUGGAAGAUGUGGAGCCGGGUGUCAUGGGCUUGAUCCUCAACUACCUGUACACUUCCAGAAUCAAUGUAACUGAGCAAAAUGUUCAGGACAUCUUUGCAGUGGCCAACAUGUAUCAGAUCCCCUCCAUUUUCACGGUAUGCAUCUCUUUUCUGCAGAAGCGUCUGACUCUCAGCAAUUGUCUGGCUGUCUUCAGGCUGGGCUUGAUGCUGGACUGUCCCAGACUGGCUGUCUCAGCUCGGAACUACGCCUGCGAGCGCUUUCAGCUCAUCUCCAGAGAUGAGGAAUUCUUUCAGCUGCUCCCCAGUGAGUUGGCAGCCAUUUUAUCCAAUGAUAGUUUAAACGUAGAGUCAGAGGAGAUGGUGUUUGAGACAGUGAUGAACUGGGUGUCCCGGGAUACAGAGACCAGAAAGAAAGAGCUACCGGCUCUGCUGGAUUGUGUUCGUUUGCGCCUGAUCAAUGAGGACUACCUGAAAGAUAAAGUAGAGAGUCAUAAACUGAUUUCCUCCAACUCUGAGAUACAGAAGAAGCUGCAGCUGGUGAGGGACGCUAACGCUGGGAAGAUGCCAGAGGUUAAAAAAAACAAAAGCAAGGAUGCUGGUGAAGGAGAGAAGGAUGCUGAGAGUGAAGACAAAGAAGAGGAAGAAGAUCUGCUACCAAGUAUCCUCAAUGACAACCUGAGGUUUGGGAUGUUCGUCAGAGACUUGAUGCUGAUGUUGAACGAUGAGGGUGCAGUGGCCUACGACCCCACAGGCAACGACUGCUUUGUAGCAUCGCUGUCCAAACAGAUUCCCAAGAACCAAGCCAGCCUAGUGACCAAAGAGAAUCAGAUCUUUGUUGCAGGAGGAUUAUUCUAUGAUGAACAGAACAAGGAUGACCCACUGUGCUCUUACUUCCUACAGUAUGACCCCGUCAGCGCUGACUGGUUGGGGAUGCCUCCUGUGCCGUCCCCCCGCUUUCUGUUUGGGCUGGCCGAGGCUGAGAACUCCAUCUUUGUGCUGGGUGGGAGGCAACUGAAGGAGCAGGAACAUACACUGGACUCGGUUCUGGUCUACGACAGACAAUCUUUCAAAUGGGGUGAAUCCGAGCCGAUACCUUACCCCGUUUACGGACACGCAGUUGUUUCACAUAAUGACAUUGUUUAUGUGAUUGGAGGGAAAGGAGACAACAAGAGCUGUCUGAAGACUAUGUGUGCCUAUGACCCCAAGAGAUUUGAGUGGAAGGAACUUGCGCCGAUGACACUGGCUCGCGCCUUAUUUGGAGCCACCGUUCAUGAAGACAGAAUAUAUGUGGCAUCAGGAGUCACCAACACCGGCCUCACAGACUCCGUGGAAGUCUACAAUAUUGCUACUAACAAGUGGUCAGACUUUGCAGCGUUUCCACAGGAGCGUAGCUCCAUGAGUCUGGUGUCGCUGGCUGGCUCGCUGUACGCUGUCGGGGGUUUUGCCAUGAUGCCUUUGGAGGACAGUGAUGACAUGCUUCCCAAAGAGAUGAACGACAUCUGGAGGUAUGAUCAGACUGAAGUGAAGUGGACCGGGAUUCUCAGAGAGAUUCAGUAUGCCUCAGGUGCCACUGUUUUGGGUGUCCGCCUCAACACGCUGCACCUCACUAAAAUGUAACCCCCCACCCCUUUUCAGGGCAAUCUGUACUCGUUGUGGGGGUUUACAUUGUUCCAUAGAACCAGUCUUUUUAGUCACAGGGUCUACAGUCAGAUUAGAGUGCUUGGUUUUCAAAGUACCACAAACAAGUCAUUACUGACACCCCACAGGGUAACGGUAAUGGUUCCAUUUAGUUAAUUUCAUCACCAUAGCAAAAAAGUAAAAAAAAGACAACCAAAAGCAGUACAGUACCUUGGUCAGGUUUGGUCAGGUAACAUGCACUGGUGCCAUGCAUGAAACUGCCCUUGGUUCAGGAUGCCAGCCACCCAUGUAGACAUCCGGUCCAAUCCCACGUACUGAAAGUAACCAUAUAUCUGCUCCAGCAAGGUGAAAUGUGGGUGUUACAUAUGAUGAGGCAUCCAUUUGCUGCACUGUAUGCAGAAAAAUGGACCACAUGGCCAUAAUGUCACAGUUGGUGUUCGCUCGUGAUGUGUCUGAUCUGAUACUUGCUAAUUAACCAUUCGUUUGACUCAAAGUCAUUCCAGUUGUACCCAAGGACACUCCAGGGGGGGAACGAGCACCAACAACAUCCACUUGUUGCU